UGAAGACGAUUAUAAUAAUCCAUUAUUUUCCUCAGCGCUUUCACAGGAUCGUACUCUUGUUCUUACGUGGGAUAUCGAGACAUAUAGCUCACGAAAAACAGAUGAUCCCAAACCGUUAAAACAAAUAUGUCUUGUUAAUGUUAAAACUGCGCCAGACUCAUGCUUGAUCACAGUUGUAUGUAGGAACCAAACCAAUUUACUGAAAGCAUUUGCAUUAUGUUGGAAAUAUUUAGCUCCAGAUAUACAUAUAGGUUUUAAUGAUUCACAAUAUGACUGGCUAUUUAUUGUGAAGAAGGCGAAAAAGUUAGGCGUUCUCAAAUGGAUGUUUAAUCAUAUGUCACUAAAACCUAUGAGCCUCGAAAAGAUUACAAAAUGGCAAUAUCAAUAUAACAUGAUAAAAGUAAAUGAUGGGAACUUCUAUUCGAGACAUCUUAAAAUUCCUGGAUACGUGGAUAUUGAUGUCCAACCCUUAGAUUUAUCUAUUCAUCACAUGAACAAAUAUUAUGAAAGGGCAUUAAAAGAAACUAAUGUCACAACGGUUGAGCAGAUGCGUGAACAGAAAGGAAUUUUAACCAGUACAAUUCCAUGUGAACAAACGGAAACAGGAAAAUACCCUGGAGCCUAUGUUUUCCCACUGGUAAAGGGUCUCGAAAAUAGACGAUCUCGUGCUGAAUCUUUAAAGGAAAGUGGUAAAAGGCUUCAUGAAAUCAAUUUCAAAUAUAAUGGUCAGGAUGUUCUCGUAUGGUCUAUAGAGCAUGAAAACCAAGCUGAAAUGAAAGGCCUUUAUCCAAAAGUAUUAGAGGAGUUGCUUAUUAAACGAAAUUCUCUAAAAAGACGUCUUGCUCCAUUAAAUGAUAGAAAAGAAGAAUUAGAAAAAGAAAUUAAAUUGGCAGAAGCAAGGGGCGAGAACGUUACAGAUGCUUUAAAAUCUGAAUACUCUUCAGUUUCUUUAUUGAGCUUGUUCCCUUUCUUCUUACGAGCAUUAGCAGUUGGGGUAAUAUCAGCUGGUCAGCGAAAUAUUAAGCUUAUUGCCGAUCUUGUCAGAAGUAAAAGGUUUAGUGUAAAAUACGGGGAUACAGAUUGCUUAUACCUUGCAUGUUCAGAAGAAUGUUUUCAGAAAUGUGAUGAGGCAUAUGACAAUUGUAAUGGGAUCUCGAAUGAAGAAUAUUGGUCUAGAAUGGUGAACAUCUCUAUAGAAGUAAUUGAAAGACUUCGUGAUGAAGUUAAUAACUUUCUCAGAAAUAAUAAUGGAUCAUCUUAUCUCAAAAUGGCGUAUGAGGAAGUCUUAUUUCCACUGGAAAGAAAAAAUACUACGUCUAAAUACUUUCGUGAGGUGAGUAAGAAGGUCAUGGAUGAAUCUAUGAGGCUGGAUAAUACUCGCAUCUUGCAUCGGAUUGUGGAGGACGUGUUCAAAGAGACCAUAAAUGGUAUUUCACAGAUAGAUCUUAAUGAAGUGGUUAAAACUGCUGUAUGGAGGCCUGAUAAAAAUAACAAGAGUGUCCAGCGUUUCAUUUCACAAAUGCGGGAUAGACACACCCAACCAGGUGAGCGUUUUGAGUAUAUUGUAGUUGAAAAUGAUUCUUCACAGAAGUCAUCAUCUGAAAUUGUGCUGGAGGCCUUAAAAAAGUUAAAAGAUG
Messenger RNA from Funneliformis geosporum, 1637 nucleotides. Lineage: Eukaryota; Fungi; Glomeromycota; Glomeromycetes; Glomerales; Glomeraceae. The record is from the annotation of a GenBank genome assembly.